AUGGAAGAAGGGAAAUCUGUCCUACCGCACCGUUGUCCUCAGGACAUAAGGCACCUCUACGUGCCUGUGCAUGAGAUCGCCGACAAAGUUCAUACCGUCCGCGAAACUUUCAAGACGCAAAAGACUUUCCCGCUUUCAUUCCGGAAGGAGCAGCUUCGAAGACUGUACUAUGUUCUCGAGGACCAUGCAGACGAGUUCGUGGACGCCAUGUACCAUGAUAUGGGAAAGCCGAGGAAAGAUGCCUUGAUGGAAUUGACGAGUUGCUUGAAUGAAAUAUGUCACACGGUCGAGAAUAUGGAGCACUGGUUGGCGGAUCAGGAGGUCAAGUCGGAUCUGAACUUUUGCAUGGCCAGCACCAGAAUUAAGAGAAAACCUUUGGGGUGAGUAAUGGAUGUUCCGGCGCAAAUUUUAACGCAGAAAGGGAGACAGCAGCGCCAUGGCUGACAAGAUGAUAGCGUUGCCCUUAUUAUGACCUCUUUCAACGCACCAUUGUCGGGGGCAGUAUGGCCAUUAUCUAGUGCCAUUGCUGGAGGUAGGUAUCUUCGGAAUUACCGCUCUAUUUAAUCUAACCUAGGCAUCAGGAAACUGUUUCGUUCUCAAACCCGCCGAGGGCUCCCCCGGCGUUGCCGCGCUCUGGACAAAAUAUCUCUACGAGAACCUCGACAAGUCCUUCCAUACUGUUGUAAACGGUGAAAUCCCUGAGACCACCGAACUCCUGAACCAGAAGUUCGACCAAAUCUCCUGUACGGGAAGUGCCACGGUCGGUCGAAUUGUCGCCACCGCUGCAGCGAAGCAUCUUACACCGUGUGUGUUGGAACUGGGUGGGAAGAACCCUGUACUCAUCGAUAGGGAUGUGGACCUUGAUGAUGCGGCCAAGAAGAUAGCAUGGGCGAGAACAAUGUUUGGCGGGCAAACUUGCCUGUGCCCCGGUGCGUAUCUACAUUCCAUGAUCCCCUUGAGGACAUAAAUCGAGAGCUGACCAGAACGGGAUGCAACAGAUUACAUCUUAGUCCAUCCAGACCAAACCACCGAACUAAUAGCCAAAGUUGAGCACCACUGGUCCCAAUUCUGGUCACAGCCCCUAAUAAACGAUCCUAAAUACGGGCGAGUCGUGCACAAGCGCGCCUACGAACGCAUAACCUCCCUCCUGGGCCCCUCGCGCAUCCCCGCCGAGGCCUCGGAAGCAGACCUCUUCCUCCCGCCCAUGAUCCUCCGCGUGGAGAGGGACGACCCAUUGAUGUCACAGGAGAUCUUUGGUCCGAUAGUCUGCGUGCUCGAAUGCUCCUCCAUCGAGGAUGCUAUCUCCUUCGUGAACUCUGGCGAUCGCCCGCUCGCGGUCUACCCUUUCUCUAAAAACUCCAAGUGGGUGGAAACGGUCCUGCAAAAGACGCUCGCUGGCACCGCCACAGUCAAUGACCUGAUGUUGAGCGGUGGGCCGGCUGGGUUUGAGUUCGGUGGUGUUGGGGAGAGUGGAUACGGGAAGCUUAAGGGGAGGGCAGGCCUUUAUAGUUUUACCUCUGCCAUGACAAUCGUGGAGACACCUAAGUGGAUGGGUUACUUAACUGGCGUGCGGUUCCCGAACGCUACGCCGUUCGACGAUUGGCUUGCCAGCUUAGGGAAGCCGAAGCCCAAGUUUAGUAGGAAAGUCGGAAGUGCAGACAAAGUGGGAAAGAAUCGUACGGGUAUUGUUAGCAAUGCCACCCCGCUGACCUGGGCAGUCGCGAUGUUGGUUGUUGCUGCUGCUCUUCACAAGGAUGGAGGUAUCCGGGAGAUCGGGAGAUGGGCAUGUAUGAUUUCAAAGGCUGUUCCCGAUUUGUAG
Molecule: messenger RNA, 1819 nt
Organism: Tuber aestivum (summer truffle)
Lineage: Eukaryota; Fungi; Ascomycota; Pezizomycetes; Pezizales; Tuberaceae
Source: the annotation of a GenBank genome assembly